AUGACUUGUAUCCUUUCUUCUCCACAAAACACAAUCAAACCCACAUCGAUUCAAAGAAUCAAUAUGAAGCUGGUUUCAAGCAGUUCAGUCCUAUGCCUCGCAUGGCUUCUCAUCAUGAUGAUGGCCACGUCGGCCCUAUCCCAUUCAGAUGACAACGCCGCCGUGUUCGACACAGAUCGCCGUCCUCUUCAACGUGGCCUUGAGUACUACAUCAAGCCUGCCAUAACGGACGUCGGCGGCCGCUUCACUCUCAUCGACCGCAACAACUCUUGCCCUCUCUAUGUCGGCCAGCUGAACACCGACGUAGGGGAAGGCCUGCCGGUGAUCUUCACGCCGUAUGCCGGAGAAGACAACAUCGUGAAAGUGAACAGGGACUUCAGGGUGGCGUUCUCGGCAAUCACGCUAUGCAUUCAAUCAACAGAAUGGAAGGUCGGCGAGAAUGACACGACGAGUGGAAGAAGACUUAUCGUGACUGGUAGUCCCAGUGGUGAUCGUGAUUAUAGUAACUAUUUUAGGAUUGUGGAGACACAGUCCGAAGGAAUCUAUAAUAUUCAAUGGUGUCCUACAGAAGUGUGUCCUAUUUGUAGGUUUGAUUGUGGGACUGUUGGUGGAUUACGAGAGGAUGGGAAGAUCCUGGGGGCUUUGGAUGGUAAUGUUCUUCCUGUUAUGUUUGAGAGGAAGGCAUAAUCGUCAUUAUCAUUAUAGUUCUGUGAAUCGAAGCUGUUAAAAUAUUUGGGUGAUUGUUGUAAUAAUUAAGCAGAUUCAUCCGUAUAGCAUAACAAGAGGAUGAAACAAAUAUGUUAUGUUAUUUUAGUGUUGCAGACAAUAAUAAGGUUGUCUUUACUUUAUGAUCAA
Messenger RNA from Neltuma alba, 855 nucleotides. Its product is annotated as alpha-amylase/subtilisin inhibitor-like. Lineage: Eukaryota; Viridiplantae; Streptophyta; Magnoliopsida; Fabales; Fabaceae. Gene Ontology annotation, molecular function: endopeptidase inhibitor activity. The coding region runs from base 1 to 687 and encodes 228 amino acids. The record is from RefSeq and is a predicted model, not a curated record. The transcript has a single exon.